This is a messenger RNA of Brassica oleracea var. oleracea, 1905 nucleotides long. RefSeq lists its product as uncharacterized. Gene Ontology annotation, molecular function: peptide-O-fucosyltransferase activity. NCBI's taxonomy places the organism in Eukaryota, Viridiplantae, Streptophyta, Magnoliopsida, Brassicales, Brassicaceae. Gene Ontology annotation, biological process: protein O-linked glycosylation via fucose. The record is from RefSeq and is a predicted model, not a curated record. The transcript is spliced from 3 exons. Bases 98 to 1720 code for a protein of 540 amino acids.
UUAUCUUUACCGGGUCGGAUCUUGAACAAAGUCUAGUAGUACUAUAUGGGUCGACGGUUCCGGGUUGAUCUCCGGCAAUGACUGCGACGCUUCACUAAUGGAGAGACCUUCCUCGUCGUCAUCCUCAUCGCCUAACGAAGAAGAAGACGAUCUCCAAAACCUACUCGACGAAUCAGAUUCCCAAAUCGAAGCGGCGGAGCAACGACCACCACCUACCUUCGACGUGGAGACUCUCCGAUCACGCUUACGACGAAGCUUCUUCAAGCUCAACCUCACAAAACGGCAGUGCAUUGUCAUCUUCCUCCCUCUACUCCUCGUCUUCGUCUACUUAUCCACCGAUCUCACCAACUACUUCUCCUCCGUCAAGGUCCCGGAUUCCGUUUUCCGACCAAAUCAUGGCCCCGCGGAAUCGGAUCUUCGAGCGCUCUAUCUUCUCAGGAAGCAAGAAACCGAUCUCUCCUCUCUCUGGAACCGAACUCUAUCAGUCUCCGACAUGAAGUCCGCUCUUUUCCGACAGAUGUCGUUGAACAGACAGAUCCAAAACGCGUUACUGUCGCCUCGCAAAGCCGAAAGUCUCGGUCUUUACGGUGGGGGUAGUUGCCGGAGAGUGGAUCAGAAGUUGUUAAAGCGCAAGACGAUUCAGUGGAAGCCGAGGAGAGAUAAGUUCCUGUUCGCGAUCUGCUUGUCUGGUCAGAUGAGUAACCACUUGAUCUGUCUGGAGAAGCAUAUGUUCUUUGCAGCGUUGCUGAAACGAACCCUCGUGAUCCCUAGUCAUAGAUUUGAUUACCAUUACAGUAGAAUUAUCGAUAUCGAUCGGACCAAUACAUGCUUAGGGAGGAAGGUAGUGGUUUCUUUUGAGGAGUUUUGGAAGAGUAGGAAGAAGCACCAUCAUGUCCAUAUCGAUAGAUUCAUAUGCUACUUCUCGAAGCCAGAACCGUGUUAUGUAGACAAAGAGCAUAUUGCAAAGCUUAAAGCUUUGGGGAUUACUAUUGGAGGGAAGGUGGACUCGCCGUGGGAGGAGGAAGAUAUCGCGAAGCCGAGUAAUAAGACGGCUGAGGAAGUGGAGAGGAGUUUCAGAUCCGAUGAUGAUGUUAUUGCGAUUGGAGAUGUGUUCUAUGCUAACGUUGAGAGAGAUUGGGUGAUGCAGCCUGGUGGUCCUUUGGCUCACAAGUGCAAGACAUUGCUUGAACCGAACCGGUUGAUAUUGCUCACUGCGCAGAGGUUUAUACAGACUUUCCUUGGGAGGAACUACGUUGCUCUUCAUCUCCGCAGGCAUGGGUUCUUGAAGUUCUGUAAUGCCAAGAAUCCAAGUUGCUUUUACCCCAUACCUCAAGCUGCUCACUGCAUCGCUUGUCUGGUUGAGAAGGUCGAUGCACCGGUUAUUUACCUCUCUACUGAUGCAGCUGAAAGCGAAACUGGUCUGCUACAAUCACUGUUGAUCAUAAAUGGAAAGACUGUUCCAUUCGUGAAGCGACCACCUCGUGACUCAGCUGAGAAGUGGGAUGCAUUGUUGUACAGACAUGGUCUCGAAGGCGACUCACAGGUGGAAGCAAUGUUAGACAAGACGAUAUGUGCAAUGUCAAGCGUGUUCAUUGGUGCCUCAGGUUCUACUUUUACAGAGGAUAUACUCAGACUCAGAAAAGACUGGGGAACUGCCUCGGUCUGCGAUGAGUAUCUCUGUCAAAACGAGCAGCCUAAUUUUAUAGCCGAUCAUGAAUAGAUUAGGAACACAAUCUCACUUUUUUGUGAGUUCCCAUCAUAUACAAGCAGUCUAAUUCUGUUGUUUUUGUGGUUUGUGCAUAGUUUAUUAGUGUAUCAAAACAAUAAAGGCAUACUUCUCUGUAACCCAUUACUGGUCUGAUGCAUCUGAUACAGUUCCUUCUAAUAUAAUUUGAGUCUUAGUGA